Molecule: messenger RNA, 2324 nt
Organism: Macrobrachium nipponense
Lineage: Eukaryota; Metazoa; Arthropoda; Malacostraca; Decapoda; Palaemonidae
Product: chymotrypsin-C-like
Exons: 8
Coding region: 164-1543 (459 amino acids)
Biological process (GO): proteolysis
Molecular function (GO): serine-type endopeptidase activity
Source: RefSeq, a predicted model, not a curated record
CCUAGAGUGGAGAGGUCUUUAUAACCCGCUACGUUAUAGGGCACUCUAUACAAAUUCUGUAAUACGGAGCCUUGUAUUUUCUUUGGUGACAGCGUCAUUUCAAAUCACAGCGGGGAAAAAUACAAGGAAACAAAAUCCAUAAAAAAACAUUAGUUCUACAGGAAUGAUGAGAUUAUUUCACUCGUGUUUGCAAGUUAUUUUGUGCUGUCUUCUGUCAUGUAUCCCGGUCACAGGGCAGGGAAUUAACAGGACCAAUCGUCUCAACAUUAACACAGGAACAAACCAGGUUAAACCUAUCGAACCUCGCAUGCCAAAUUUUGGAGGAAAUUCUACAAACAACGCACAGAAGUUCAUCAGGCUUUCAAAUGGUUCCAGCGAGCAAGAUCCAUUUGCAUCAAUAACCAGAACUACUGCUUGCGGAACUACCUACGUUCUGGAGGAUGGUCACAUGGCUAUGAUUUAUUCCAGGAGCGAUUAUUACUCAUACACCUGUGAGAAUACCUUUAAAGCAGCCGGGGAUUCGUCGAUACUGAUCAUGGAAUGUCCGAACUUCCGCCUCAGGUUCAGCUGCUACUUCGAAUCUCUGCAAAUCAGCACUGGCGGCAAAGAACAGGAAUAUUGUGGAAAGGACGAAGUUCCCAGAAUUUCCUCCAGGGAGAUCAAAGUAUAUUACAAGAGAGUCUUGACGGGCUUCAAUGGAGGUUACAACUGCCUUAUGAUUGCCAAAGGACCAUCAGCUCAGCGAGUGACUGCCUCGACUGAACCUAGAUGUGGCGUUACGCUAAAUACGAAGGCUUCAGUGAAUGAACAUAGAAUCGUUGGGGGGACGAAUGCUCCAAAAAUGCGACACCCUUGGAUGGUUCACUUGAAGCUGACCGUGGGCAAAUACAAUUACGAAUAUCGUUGUGGUGGGAACCUGAUUACGAAUAAGCACAUCCUUAGCGCUGCCCACUGUUUCUAUGGCUACGACAUCAGAACAAUCGACGUUGCUUUGGGAAAAAACGAUUUGUCCGUUGCUGAUGAACAGGGUUCUGUCUGGAGAAGGACAUCGACGUACAAAGUUCACGAGAACUAUGAUGAGUCUCUCGUUCUGCAUGACGUAGCCAUCGUCACCAUUCCGGAAUCCGUCACAUACUCUGACUUUAUUCUUCCAAUCUGUUUGCCCCCGGCUGACUUGAAAAUUCAAGGUGGAGAGGAGAGUGUUGCUGUCGGAUGGGGAGCAGUCUCUUACGGGGGUCAAGAAGCCUUGGUCCUUCAAGAAGUAAACCUGACAGUACAGUCCAACAACCAGUGUCAGUCGGACUGGAGGAAAAAGUUCGUUGACCCAUUGUUUGAAAUUUUCGACAGCCAAUUAUGCACUAAGAAUGCUGGUAAAGACACUUGCAGUGGUGAUUCUGGAGGACCUCUUCUGUACAAGGUGAACGGCUCAUGGACGCUGAUUGGGAUUACGUCAUUUGGGUACAGGUGCGCUGAUCCAGACGUUGGUGGUGUGUACACAAGGGUAAGCAAAUACAUCAACUGGAUCAAAAGAAACAUUCAAUAGAGCCCCGGCUUAGAAGUCGAAAGAAUGACUGAUUUACAUGGAUGACAAAGGAAAUCACAAUAAAAGUUUACUGUUUUUUAUAACAUAUAAUAGACUGAAAAAAGGCAAGUGACUGUUAUCUGUUUGUUAGGAUCAUGGAAUAAGUUGACUGCUCCAAAUUUCUUUAAUAUCAAAAUAAAAGUAUUCUAAGCACAUUGAUUCUAAACUUGAAAAACCUCAAAAUAUAGAGAAAGCCACUGAUGCUGAGUCGUUACUUGCUAAAACAAAAUUUACAGCAAGGGUGAGGACAGCCUGUCAUUACAAAAGACCUUGACAACGUUGAGUUGUCUAUGUUCAAAAUAGCAUAUAUACGAAAUAAGUGGAACCAAAUGUUUUUACUUGCGAUUUUCAAUUACGCCUGGCAAAUCAUAAUCUGAUGGGUAGCACUGAUAGACCAAUGCCCACAUGUAUCCGCAAAUGAUUGCUUUUCUGCACUUGCGACUAACAGCAGCUCACAAACAUUAUAACGAAGUUAUUGUUGACUUAAUAAUAAUCAGAGGUUUUGUUUCAGUCACCUGUUUAGGUACUUUAUUCUGAAUUCUUUUUCAACGGGUUUUCAGCGGGAGCUGAGAAAAACUUAAUCAUACUGGUUUUCAGUUACAGUGUACAAUAAUUCCCUUUGAAUAAGAUCAACCAUAUUAAAACUUACCCGCAACACAGAAGAAUCUUAUGUAAUAUAUAUCUGACUUCUAAUAAUGUAUAGACAAAAUACAUGUCGACAGAUCAAACAAUAUUUACCAUA